CUGGGACUUUCACUAUUUUAUAAACAAAACUUUUCUUCUCGUGGGGUGUGAUCACCACUACCAUCGCUCUCUCAAAUUCUUUUAUACUUCUUCAGCCACCAAAAUUUAUUCCUUGAUCAAUCAAGUGUCUAAUAAAAAAUUAACAAUACCCACCUUUUGUUCUCAUUUAAAAAGUUUUGAUCUUUCUCUGUGUUCUCCUUGCUUGAAACAAGAAACAGUGUCUUUUUUUGGUUUCUGGAGGACCCUUUUGUGUUUAUUGGAUUUUUUUGAGUAUGAAUAAUAGGAGGAGACACAGGGGUGAAAUUUAUCAACAUCAAGAAGUUCAAAGAACGACAAGAUCACGUUCUAGAAAACCUCCUCAUCAUGGUAGUUGGCAGCCAACUGUACCUUCAUGGGAAAAGAGAUUCUGCUAUUCAGUUGGUUCAAUUCCAUGGAGAAAGCUCCUGGAAACCAAAAAACUUAUGUAUCUAUAUGAGAAUGUAGUUAAGUGGAAUGACUCUGCUGGUGAAGAGGCAUUUCACAAUGCUAAAAACCGAUUUUGGGCUGAGAUUAAUGGCCUACCUUGCAACAUAUCAUUACCUGAUCCUGAUAUUUAUAUUGAUGAAAUUGAUUGGAACUCCAGUGUUGACCCCGAAUUGCUUUUAGACUUGGAGCGGGAACCGAAAGAUCAUGAUGAGAUUACCAAAGGAGAGGAGGUUGUCAUUAUUGGCAGUUCUCUCCUCUUGAAUCAGUCAUUUUCGUGUGCUGGAUGGGGAGGAGCUGAGGAGGAAUUUCAAAAGGUUCCUGAUUCGGCACUGGAUCCUGGACAUUGGGAUUUCAACCAUAAGGUCACUAGUGAUGAAAAUCCCUGGGGAAGGAAUGUUACUCAUCCUAAUGAAGCCAUGAACGAUGAUGGAUGGGAUUGUUGGAAUGAUUCGUUCGGUUGGGGCAACAAUGAGUGGGAUGUUAACAAUGACGGGAAGAAUGUUAAUGAUGGAACUGGUGGUGACUGGGGAACAUUGGAUGGGUAUAACCAAAGUAGGGAAGGUACUGGUUGGCAAAUGUCAAGUUAUAAAAACCUCCAGGUUUCAUGGUGAUGAAUAUCCAAUAGAUCGCGGAUUGUGGAGGCAUGGAAGAGGGAGGAGGAGGGUAAAUUUGGUUUAUUGACAGCUGCUUCUGGAAGAGACCAUGUUCAAGACAGUGGAACUCCAAGAAUCCUUGUGGAUUACCUGCCUGAAAGCAGGGAUUUGAUUGAAGUAUAUAGUACAAACAACUUACGUGGUUUGUGCCCCUAUUGUUUUAUUUGUUGUGUGUCGAAGCAUAUACUACUAGUAGUAAAUAUAAUAGGAUGACACCAACCUGACAAAUGCACUGUCAUGUUGGAUUUUAAGCUGCAGUUUUGUAGUUUGCUUCAAGAAGCAUGAGGCAUAAUAUGCUGUGAGACUUUUUCUUGUUAUGAUAUCAAGUAGAUGUAUUUCUAUGCAUGUAAUGAGGAUUCUAAUCCCAAUUCAAGGGUCAGAAUCAGGAUGAUGAUUCUAUUGA
This is a messenger RNA of Populus trichocarpa (black cottonwood), 1521 nucleotides long. RefSeq lists its product as uncharacterized. Bases 273 to 1076 code for a protein of 267 amino acids. The record is from RefSeq and is a predicted model, not a curated record. Lineage: Eukaryota; Viridiplantae; Streptophyta; Magnoliopsida; Malpighiales; Salicaceae. The transcript is spliced from 2 exons.